GUAUAUGACUUUGCCCCCCUUUGGCACACACUUCGCCCAGUAUUAUGCAACUGGUCAGGAUGUGGCAUAACGCUCGCAUCACUAGAAAACCUCCGACGUCACAUAUUCCGAUCGCACGAGGAAGCGAUAAGAAGGCGAAUUGCAUGCCGCUGGGCGGACUGUCUGGACAGAUCGACAACUUUCUUGUCAAUGCAGCACCUGAUAGAUCAUAUCAUCGGCAACCAUAUUUCCCAUGUGUCGCUUUGUCCCUACCUUGGAUGCGAAAGGUUGAUACAUCCCCUCAAUGUCGAAAAUCAUUGCAGAAGAAAGCAUGAGGGUGACAGACGACGUCCUAGUGCAGCUCCGCAAAAGCCUGUGGUUACUGUCGCGCGCCCCCUUCGAUACGUUACCCCUACCUAUGAACUUAGUCCCACGCCUCAACCUUCACCAUGUCCAAGAAAAUUUUUGCACCUUGACCGCCCCUUGCUGAAGGAGGCCAGACCAAGUGCCAAUCUGCCUCAGCGGAAGAUAAAAACUCUCCUGCACAGUAGUCCAUUCAAGUUCAACGUUGUGCGAGACUUCACGCUUACGUCCCUUGGAACAGGACCUCAGCCGGCGCGGGAAUGAGUUGCUCAUUUUAGGAUUACCUCUAUCACCUAGUAGAUAAUUUCUGCCUGUUCGUGUAAUGUCAGGGAUAUGGAUAUGUUAUGGGGGCCAAUAAUUGAGAUCCUGAUAAUCGAAAC
This is a messenger RNA of Cantharellus anzutake, 722 nucleotides long. RefSeq lists its product as uncharacterized. Bases 190 to 606 code for a protein of 138 amino acids. The transcript has 4 exons. The record is from RefSeq and is a predicted model, not a curated record. Lineage: Eukaryota; Fungi; Basidiomycota; Agaricomycetes; Cantharellales; Hydnaceae.